Messenger RNA from Nothobranchius furzeri (turquoise killifish), 3921 nucleotides. RefSeq names its product testis expressed 261 (gene tex261). Gene Ontology annotation, molecular function: COPII receptor activity. Gene Ontology annotation, cellular component: endoplasmic reticulum membrane; Golgi membrane; COPII-coated ER to Golgi transport vesicle. The record is from RefSeq and is a predicted model, not a curated record. NCBI's taxonomy places the organism in Eukaryota, Metazoa, Chordata, Actinopteri, Cyprinodontiformes, Nothobranchiidae. Gene Ontology annotation, biological process: endoplasmic reticulum to Golgi vesicle-mediated transport.
GUCCUUCUUUGCUGCUUUCCUCAGCUUGUGCCGAAAACACGGCGGAAAGACUCAGUUAGCAGUCAGCUAGCUGAUUCCUGUCAUAUUUCUUUUACUCUGUGUGCGGUGGCUUAUGCAAAGAGAUGUGGUUUAUUUAUUUACUGAGCUGGCUGUCGUUGGUCGUCCAGAUAUCCUUCAUAACAUUAGCGAUAGCUGCUGGCCUCUACUACCUGGCUGAACUAAUAGAGGAGUACACAGUAGCCACCAGUCGAAUAAUAAAGUACAUGAUUCUGUUCUCGACAGGUGUGCUGGCAGGGCUCUAUCUUUUUGAAGGAUUCCCGCUCUUUAUGGUGGGAGUUGGCCUCUUCACAAACCUGGUAUACUUUGGCCUCCUGCGGACAUUUCCCUACAUACUUCUGAGCUCCCCGAACUUCAUCCUCUCCUGUGUGUUGGUGGUGGCGAACCAUUACAUGGCCUUCCAGUACUUUGCACAAGAGUAUUAUCCAUUCUCAGAGGUCCUGGCUUACUUCACCAUCUGCCUGUGGGUGAUCCCCUUUGCCUUCUUCGUGUCGCUAUCUGCAGGAGAAAACGUGCUUCCAUCCACCAUGCAGCAGGGAGAUGACGUGGUGUCGAAUUAUUUCACCAAGGGCAAACGGGGCAAGCGAUCUGGGAUCCUUCUCGUUUUCACUUUUGUCAAAGAGGCCGUUCUGCCCAGCCGACAGAAGAUGUACUGAGGAGGAGCUCUGACUUUGACUGCAGCCUCGGAAGAGGUGCGGAUGGAGAUGUGUGUGUAUGUGAGGUGGAGAACGGGGGGAAGCAGUGGACACCGCUUGUGAACGGGACAAAAACGUGGAAGAAGAGAUCACUAAAAGGAUGGACCAAUGAACAGAGGAGCGCUUCCUGCUGGAUGAGCAGAUGAGCUCAUCUUGUGUUUGUACCGACUGCCAACUGCACCUACCGGAGACCUGUCGGGGAUCUUGUCUGUAGCACCAUGCUUUUGUAUUAUCAUGAUGGACUUCAUUUUAAAGCUUUAGUGUUGAGGCAUUUGUAAGAUGGCUAAAAAAUGAACCAACAAACUCAAUAAUGGCUUGGGCAGGUAAAUCCUUUUCAGCUUUCUUUUUAAGACUUUUUCUUGUCUUUCUCUCCUUUUUGUUUUUCUGAUUUAAUGAAGGAGGUAGCAAUAAUGCCAGGACGGCAUGAGAAAUCAAACCCUUACACAUUAUCUUCUGAUGAGGAAAAUGGGUUAGAAAACGAUUCUCUAACGAAUAUGAUGACUUGUUCUAAAUAUAAACAGACUGUGUCCUGCAACAUACCACUACGUAAAAAGAGGUAAUUUGUAGAAGUCAACCUUCCAUUUAAGGAAUCACUCCCAUCCCGCAUCACCAAUAUUUUGCAACAAAAACAAGUGUUUUGACGAAGCUUGUCCAGAUUUCUUCAGUACUUUUACUAAUCAUCAGCGCUCUGUAGGGGCUCCUAGCCUGUCUUCUUUUGUUUUUUGGACAGUUUGAGAAAACAUUCAUAGUUAAUAAAAUAAAAGAUUUUCUAGAGUGAACCCAACCUGCAAGGCACUCGUGCAAUGACUUUGAUAAGAUUUCUGGUGUUGGGGGAAUGAAAACAAUAAAACUGACAGUUUUUUUACCAGUUACAAUCAUGUGUGAUUUAUCAUAGACUGUGAGUAAAGGAGUUUGUUUAGAUAAUUUGUGGAUUCUAUUAUUUUUUUAAUAACAUUUAUAAAACAUAAAGGCAAAAUAAGUCUUCUGAUUUUAAUGACAUAAGGCCAAAGCAUCCUGUCCACCCAUAAAUUGCUGACCUUUAGUUACUCAGAAUGUGUUUUUGUGUUUGAGGCGGUCCGACUGAAUGGAAUAAUGUUAUUCUAGUCCCAUGUGGUUCAGUCAAAGAGGAAGCACCAGGUUUAUAUUGGUGUGCACUUUGACCCCCACUGAGGUGUGAAGUGCUUCACACAGUAAAGAAGAAAAAACAAGAACAAAUCUACAAAGUCCACACACACUCACCUCCAGAUGACAGGCCACAGCUCAUGGUUCGCACUUUCACGCUGUUUACAAGCCUCCACCUGGAUCCCAAUUUGUUUCCCUGGGGGAGACGAGUGGAAGUGCAGGGAUACAGCUGUGACAGGUGACCCAGUUCAUGGAGGUUUCUCACCUUUCACUCACCCCUACGCUCUCCCUGAGUUUGUCAGAUUAGCUUCUAGAGUUUGUGGUUUUUGAGUUUGAUGCUUCGGAAAUUAUGCAACGUGGAGGUCAGAACAACAAAGAGCAUGGUUUAUAUAGACUCCAGUCAGCCAUAUUGAAAUCGCCUAAAGAUUCAGUACAAACAGAUCUGAUCCAGCGAGGCGUACUGUGAUAAGUACAAAUGUGUUGAAAUCAAAUGUUUUGACUUUUGAGAUGAGGCCCUUGUGCAUCAUAAUUAGACUGACUCAUGCUUAAUCAAACUAGGGUUUAGGGAAUUUAAAAGCAUUUGAAGGGUUAUCGCAUCCUGUUGAUACAAUGUAGGAAAGUACUCCAGGUUUCCUAUCAUCUCUUUAAAAGUCAACUUCACUCAUUUUUAAAAUAUAUUUGCAAUGGCCUUUAGUAGGAGUGAACGCCUUGUAAGUUGUUCUUUAGUAAAAGAAAAGCUUAGGUGCUCCUGUUUGAGGACACAGAAGCCAGCCGCAGAAGAAAGUUGCAGCAGACGGCCGGAUUUUGGUCUUAUUUCCUUAUAUUUGGACAUCUCGCCUCUGAUUUCUUCUUCUGGCUCUUGGAGAGUACAGACGCUUUUUUCCUUCUCCCUAUCUUAUCCCAGGGCUCUUUGUCUGUCUUUGGGUGUACGGUGCUUCUGCAUUUUUUCUGGAAACUGGAAAUUACUAAAAAUGGAUCUGGUCAGUUGGUCUCUCAACGCGACUGACAAAAUGUUUUCAACGAUGAGAACGGGAGAAGGGCCUCUGGGACAGAGCCAGCUGGGCAUAUCAUGGACCUGAUCUGCCUCUCUCAACUGUCUGUAGAGGAUUCUGAAGACGUCUGGAUAUUCGUGGUGUUGGUGUCAGGUUUCCUGCUUUUUGGCCUGAGUGGUUACCUGGCUUUCCGGAAAAUUAACGAGCUGUCAAGGAAUAUUGGCUUAAUCCCGGAGCUCAGGGAUGGAUUACAUUGCGCUGUGAAUGCACAAACUCAUAUAAUUGUCGAGAUGAGUUGUAAGCUUGGGACUUUGGCUGAGAUUCAGACUCUGGCACAAAAGGUGGAUUCCAUCAAGGAGCGAGUUGACGGGUCAGCGCAGAUUGGGAUAGAUUAAUUUAUGACAUUAAUGGAUUUAGAGGGGUUGAGGACCAACGAAACUUUAAGACAGAGAGGAAAUUAUCUCUGUCUGGCCCCAAAACAAUUUCUUAUCUGAAGCUGGUGCCCUUGAGCCUGUGAGGCUGAAGUGAAUACUCCCCCUCAGAAGAAAUGUGGAAUGCUGCUGUAGCCAUGGCAACUCUGUCUCCCUAUCCCAGCCUGGGUGGGACUGCGACCGGUGAAGGCCGUUGAAUCGUUCCAGGAGUCACUGUGCUCUCUAAACCCAACGACCUCCCCCCUGUCCAAACGGAGGUGAUGAGCGCUGCUUAUCGUGGCUGCAUGCACUGAUGUGUGGAGAGUCCCCAACCCUACCUCCCAACCUAGUGGACACUUAUGUUGUAUAAUGUCUGAAGUCUGUUGCAUGUCUGUAUGAGGUGUUUUUUGCAUAGCAAAGCUGCCCUCCCUGUUGAGGGUAACUCUGAAGUGCCUUUUUUUCCUCCACCUGACUCAGUCCUCAUGUAAACCCUCUGAUCUCUAUUAAGGUAGCGCGACUCGGGUUGCGAAUGGCCACAGUCACCAAUUCUUGUCGUGUGUCUAUGCCUAUGUAUGUAUGUCUGAUAAUUGUGUGUACUGAAACUCUAAUUUCCCUCUGGGAUUAAUAAAGUAUCUUUGAAUUGAA